AUGGAUAAUAGUAAUGAGGCAAAAAUGGCGUUCAAAGCAUUGGCUUAUUCACGUUUCCGAUCCCAACCACUCUAUCUGGAGUGGGCACCGUUCGAUGUGUUCGCUAGUCGAAGAAAAGAUGAUGAAAUGGUUGAUGAGAAAUCUUCAAAUGAAGCAGUGGUAUCGAAUGAGGGAAGGAAAACGGAAAGCGUUGAGAAUACCGAGGAAGCGGUGCAAGAUGAAUCGAUGACGACAUCCCAAAGAGGCUCUUCGUUAAGUGCUGAUGAGAAAAAGAAAUUGAGACGAAGUAAAAAGCAUCGCCAGUUAGAUACUGAUGAAGUGACAGUCAAACAAGAGGAAUCUGAGGAGUCCAGAGUGGAAGAAUCGAAAAUCGCGCAGUUACCAGGUUAUUUAUCAGUAUUUUGCUGA
Anisakis simplex (herring worm) is the source of this 408-nucleotide messenger RNA. Lineage: Eukaryota; Metazoa; Nematoda; Chromadorea; Rhabditida; Anisakidae. The record is from the annotation of a GenBank genome assembly.